UCCACGCGCUUCGUUCCGCAGAGCGCGGACACACUCCAGCGUCUCAUUCAAGCGCUUCACACUCAGCUGAAUGGACGAACAGCUCGUGAACUCACUGUACGACAUUCAGCGCUUCAGAGGACGGACAACACGGUCAGAUGAGUGACAGAGGGAGUGAACAAACUAGUGAGAGCUCAGAGUCCUGCAGCUCCGCGCGCCUCGCAGCAGACAUCACUCACACUUUAUCGUAAUGCGCGGUUGUGGAUUUCUCCAAGAGAGCGGCUGAAGUGCUUUUCAGCUCUCAUUUUUAUUUCAUGAGUUCAAAUUGUUUCGCCUGACAUGUUCCAAUGAGAAUAUCUUUUGGUUGAAACUAUAAUCUAUUCUUAUGCCGUAAAGAAGAGCGCAAAUCUUGUUGGAAGCCGGACAAAUGGCUUCUGUUGUCAUAGGAACCCUGUUAUUGAUGCUUUACAACAUCUACAGCUCUUCAGGGUCGCGUCCACGUUUGGAGGAUUCUCCCCCCAGGAUAGUGGAGGAUCCCUCUGAUCUGAUCGUGUCAAAGGGUGAGCCGGCCACUCUGAACUGCAAGGCGGAGGGUCGACCCGCUCCCACUGUGCAGUGGUAUAAAGAUGGCGAGCACGUUGAAACUGAUAAAGACGACCCUCGCUCUCACCGCAUGCUGCUGCCCAGCGGCUCACUAUUCUUCCUGCGCAUCGUUCACGGACGCCGCAGCAAACCUGACGAGGGUGUUUACACUUGUGUUGCCCGCAAUUACCUCGGAGAGGCCGUUAGCCGAAACGCCUCACUGGAAGUAGCCAUUCUCCGGGACGAUUUCCGGCAGCCUCCCAAUGACGUGGUGGUGGCAGCAGGAGAGCCCGCGGUGCUGGACUGUGUGCCUCCCAGGGGUCACCCUGAGCCCACCGUCUCCUGGAAGAGGAACAAUGUUCGUGUCAGUGACAAGGACGGCAGGAUCUCUAUGCGUGGUGGCAAGCUGAUCAUUUCUCACACCCGGAAAAGUGACGCAGGCAUGUAUGUGUGUGUGGGCACCAAUAUGGUGGGCGAGAGAGACAGCGAUCCAGCCGAACUCGUAGUGUUUGAGCGGCCAGUGUUUAUCCGCAGACCUGUGAAUCAGAUUGUUCUGGCUGAGGAGAGUGUGGAUUUCUUGUGUGAGGUUCAUGGAGAUCCGGCUCCGACUGUCCGCUGGAACAGAGACCAGGGAGAAUUACCACGCGGGAGAUUCGAGAUCCGCAGUGACAACAGCCUGCAUCUGACAAGGGUCCGAGCAGAGGACGAGGGCACUUACACGUGUGUCACCGAAAACAGUGUGGGCAAAACCGAAGCCUCCGCCGUGCUGCAGGUCCAUGUACCCCCUCAGAUUGAUGUACGACCCCUGGAUCAAGUUGCUGUCCAAGGACGAACAGUGACUUUCCAAUGUGGCACCCAGGGAAACCCGCUUCCUGCUGUUUUUUGGCAGAAAGAAGGCAGUCAGAUGCUGCUUUUCCCCGGCCAACCUCCUUCCCAGUCGGGCCGUUAUUCGGUGUCCAUGAACGGAGAGCUGUCCAUAUCGGAUGUUCACUCGGAGGACUCGGGUUAUUAUAUCUGCCAGGCCAUCAGUGUGGCGGGGAGCAUCAUCGCCAAGGCUUUGCUGGAAGUGGAAGCCGCGUCUGGAUCAUCGUCUGUCCAGCGGGUCUCUCAGUCGCUGCAGUUGCCUGGUCCUCCGCUGAAGCCUGUUGUGACGGAUGUGACCUCCAGCAGCGUCACUCUCACCUGGCAGCCCAAUCCUCAUGAGGGUGGAGCAGCUGUAACCUCAUACAUCGUCGAGGCCUUCAGUCAGUCAGUGGGCAGCACAUGGCAGACAGUCGCUGACCUCGUGAAGCAAGAGAAGCACACUGUUUCUGGGCUUUACCCCAAUACUGUGUAUCUGUUCAUCAUUCGAGCGGUCAACUCUUAUGGACUCAGCGACCCCAGUCCCAUCUCAGAGCCCGUCCGGACGCAGGAUGGUCCAGAAGGUCAGGGAAAAGACCAGGCUCAUGUGCAGAUGGAUUUAGGAGGGGUGAAGGUUCGCCUGCAGCCACCAGAAGUCUUGAGCCCGACUAGUGUUCAGAUCACGUGGACUCUUGACCGUCACCCUCGCUAUAUCCAAGGCUACAGGCUGUUUUACAGGCCAGUGGGGAGCACCUGGAUGUUCCAGGACAUAAAAGCUGGUCCACUUCACACUGCUGUCCUAACAGAGCUACACGGAGGAAAAGAAUACGAGCUCAAAAUGAGACCUUACUACAAUGAGUUUCAGGGGAUUGACAGCGAAAUCAUAAUGGUCCGCACUCCUCACGAAGUGCUGUGCGGACCUCCUCAGGGAGUCAGCGUGGUGCAGUUAAGCAACAGUUCAAUCGUGCGAGUGUCCUGGCAGCCUCCUCCUCCUGAUGUGCCAGAAGAGCUCAUACUGGAGUAUAGGGUGUGGUGUCUGGGAAACGAGUCUCAGCAGGUGCUCAACAGGACUGUGGAUGGGGAUAUGCUGUGGGUGAUGCUGGAUGGUUUGAUGGCUGAGUCAGCGUAUCGUGUGCAGGUUGCAGCGGUGACUAGUGCUGGAGUGGGUGUUUACAGCCAGCCUGUCUUCAUCUUCCUCAAAGUAGCAAUAGAUCAGUCGUUGUCAGUGGUGAAGGAUGACAGUGUCAGCCUAUCGGAGCAGAUCACAGGGGUGGUCCGUCAGCCUGCCUUCAUCGCCGGGAUUGGUGUAUCGUCCUGGAUGGUUUUAAUGGGAUUCAGCGCCUGGAUUUACUGCAGACACAGGAGGAGAAAAGAGCUUGGACACUACACUACUUCCUUUGCAUACACACCCGCAGUUGCACUCUCUCGGGGUGAUGGGUCAGAUCUUAUCAAUGGAAGGCCAUGUUUGCUCGAGUCACACUUGGGAAACUACCCCUGGCUGGCAGAUUCAUGGCCCACUGGCAACUUCUCUCGAAAUGGAAAAGACUCGGUCAACUGCUGUGCUGGCAGACUGGACUCCACAGAUCAAUACUACAACACUUCGGGAUUCUCAAAUUAUGUGAGCCAGAAUGGGAAUUACAGCCCAGCCUCAAAUGAAGGCGCCAUUUACUGUACCAUCAACCCUGCCGAUGCAGAUGAACAUGACCUGUGCAGUAUGUACUCUCAGGGCCCUGACCCAUACACCAGCUCUCCAGUCCUCUCCAAAACUGACCUGUACAGCAUGGAGCAAGACCUGGACCAGUGGAGCCUUCAGUCCAGCCACAGCGGAGCAGAAUAUGCAAAACUCCAAUACCCAAGAGGCCAAAACGGCAAACUGGUGAAGCAGAAGUCUCCAGGGCAAAGCUCCUCACCCACAUGGUCUGAUGUGCUGUCAUUGCAUUCAGUACAAAACAAGGAGGUUCAAAUCCCAGACAAAAGACACAGCCCUGAGGAUGAUGGAGAGUGGUGUCCUCCUCUGCCUGAGCGAACUUAUCUGAUUGAGGAUGCAGCCACUCUACCUUUAAGAGGAGAGGAAUCCAGCAGAGCCACAACCUACAGCCUGCAGUCCACAGUAACCCUCACACCCUCCCCAAGUGAUGAACAACACCCGGCUAACCCACGCCUGCAGCAUCCAGACCUGCUGCCAUGGAAACCACCGUGCUCACACAACACACAGUUUGCUCUCUCCAACCCAAAGCCGUUUGCCAAAACAGAGUCUGUUAAUGGCAGCGCUCCUCACCACAGCAGCCCUUGGAGAGACAUGGCCGAAAUGGAGGAACUCUUCUCCGGCAGCACAGCCACUAGAGAAUAUACGUCAUUCACUUCCUCAAUUCACAAGCCCAGGCCCAAGAAGAAAUCUCAUAAGGAUGGCCUUGCGAGACGAGAAGUGUCCAAAUCAGGGAACCUGCCGCCUCCACCCGAACCUCCUCCUCUAACAGAAGAGCCACUCAAGCACCUGACAGACAUUCUGGACACUGGAGGAAGCAGGACGACCCCGCAGCACAGAGAGAGGAGAUCUGACCGCAAAACAGCCGCACAGUGGAGCACACAAGAUGAAGAUCUAAUCCAGUAUUUCAAAGCAAACCUGCUGUCCAGCCACUGUUCGCUCUCCAGAAGCUCCGCGUCUCAAUCCUCCGCAAGCUCUCGCUCCUUGGGGUCUGGAAGGAGGAGAAACGAGAAUAUGAUAUGAGGAGAGGAAAUCGUCCUGUUGCUCAACACAGCGUACGCCAUGCAGUGUAAAUGCCGCCACGCUCUUGUCCUUCACCUCUGUAUUAUCGUUUGUCUGAUUUUUUUAAGCGUUUUUAAAUGAUCCAUUGUUGUCCUACCUCUGUAUGUAUAUAUCUAUUUUUUACGACAUGUGAGGGAAAAAAGGCACACUGGAAGGUAUGCUGUUUUCUUAUUAUUAUUUAUUGUAUUUAUUUGCUUAAAAAGAAAACGAAGAAAAAUGUUAGCUGAACAUGAUGUUUGAAUGUAUCUGGUGCAUACUGUACAUGUAUGCCUCGAUGUCUACAUGUAUUAAUAAUAAUUAAAAAAGGUGUUCCGACAUUUUUUUUUGUGACAAAUAUAGGAGAUAUUAUCAGGCACAAAUCUAUGUGAACAAACCAUCCAAUUAUACAUCAGUAAGUCUGUAGAAUAUCAAACGUUUCUUGUUGUAAAUCCUCACUAGGACUGUCUCAUGAUCCUGUGCUCACUGAAAGGGGCUGUUCUCUUCUCCUUGAGAAUGAUUCGCACUCUGUCAGACUGUUUUCUCCACAAAUGCAUCAGUCAUAUGCAGACCGCGGAUAAAACAAUAAAACUCAUG
Molecule: messenger RNA, 4741 nt
Organism: Danio aesculapii
Lineage: Eukaryota; Metazoa; Chordata; Actinopteri; Cypriniformes; Danionidae
Product: roundabout homolog 2-like
Exons: 25
Coding region: 407-4129 (1240 amino acids)
Cellular component (GO): neuron projection
Molecular function (GO): protein binding
Source: RefSeq, a predicted model, not a curated record